This is a messenger RNA of Anthonomus grandis grandis, 5805 nucleotides long. RefSeq names its product nuclear pore complex protein Nup98-Nup96 (gene Nup98-96). The transcript is spliced from 20 exons. Bases 257 to 5293 code for a protein of 1678 amino acids. Gene Ontology annotation, biological process: post-transcriptional tethering of RNA polymerase II gene DNA at nuclear periphery; protein import into nucleus; RNA export from nucleus. The record is from RefSeq and is a predicted model, not a curated record. NCBI's taxonomy places the organism in Eukaryota, Metazoa, Arthropoda, Insecta, Coleoptera, Curculionidae. Gene Ontology annotation, cellular component: nuclear pore; nuclear pore cytoplasmic filaments. Gene Ontology annotation, molecular function: structural constituent of nuclear pore.
CAGUUGUUGGCUUUGAUAGAAUUUGUUGUUUUUUUGCACAUUUUGUUGCAAUUUUACCAGUUUUUUGUUUAAUAACUGCGUAUCAAGAUUUUUAAAGAUACGCCUGAGGAAGUAAAUACUUGUUAAUUCCUCUCAAACCAACAAAUUUGCAACAGAAAAUAGUGCCUAGACAGCAAGAGUUUUCACAGCUUUAUGUAGUGAUAAAUUGAAAAAGGUGCUGAAUAAACUGAAUUUUAUUGCUUAGUCCAUUACAAUCAUGUUUGGGAAGCCCGCUUUCGGUUCCCCAGCACCUAGUACUUCAUUUGGUACCACUGGGUUGUUUGGCCAGUCGGUGUCUACUGGGGGCUCACUUUUUAAUACAUCAACCACUUUUGGACAGCAAAACAAACCAACAACAUUUGGAUUUGGGGCAACUCAACAAAAUGCCUCAUUUAUGGGUGCCCAACAGCCUCAAACAUCAAGCAUAUUUAAUACCACCCCAAGCACUGGAAUAUUUGGUGGUUCAACUGCAUUUGGUGGUCAGCAGCAACAAGCUGGCACUGUUAUUAAGUUUAAUCCAGUGACUGGUACUGACACUAUGAUGAAAAAUGGCACAACACAAAGUAUCAGCACUAAACAUCACAGCAUUACUUGCAUGAAGGAGUAUGAGGCCAAAUCUUUUGAAGAAUUAAGGUUUGAAGAUUAUCAAGCAAAUAGGAAAGGACCACAACAGGGUGCAACUGGCUUUGGGGCUCCAGCAUUUGGAACUCCUACCUCUACUACAUCUUUGUUUGGGCAAGCUGACGCCAAUAAGUCGGCUUUUGGGCAAACUUCUGGAUUUGGACAAACUACAACUUUUGGCCAGCCUGCUGCACAACCAACCACAGGAUUUGGGGCUCCAGCUUUUGGAGCAACAACUUCAACAUCAUCAUUGUUUGGGCAAACUGAUGCUAACAAAUCUGCAUUUGGCCAAACGUCCGCCUUUGGUCAAACAUCUACUUUUGGGCAAAAUACUACAGGUUUUGGCAUGGCAAACCAACAGACAACUGGUAGUCCAUUUGGUAAAUCCGCAUUUGGAGCUCCCACUAGCUCAACAGGAUUUGGAUUUGGCACUAAUACUCCUCAAAAUGCCAAUCCGUUUGGCGCUGCUGCACCGGCUAAGCCAUUCGGCACCACUUUGCCAACCCAGUCACAACCAUCGUUGCUGUUUGGUUCAAAUACUGCUCAGCAGCCCAGUACUGGAUUUGGGACUGGUUUAUUUGGUGCAACAAAUACACAAAAUACUGGCACUGGCCUAUUUAAUAAGCCAGCGCAGCCCACUACAGGCUUUGGUACCACUGGACAGACUCCGGGUUUUUCCUUCAGUACUCCGGCUGCUUCAACCCAACCCAGCCUAUUUUCAAAUACAUCAAAGCCUUUGUUUGGUGGUGGUACUGCCAGUACAGCACCAGCCUUUGGGGCUACUAAUACGUUUGGAAGUACGAAUACAACAGCCUUCAAUAGUGCUUUCGGUAAACCGAACCCUCCAACUUUUGGCCAACAAACGGCGGCCGGUGGAUCUACUUUUAGCUCAGGUUUAGGUACCAGUAUCGGUGGAAGUACCGGUCUUUUUGGUCAACAACCGAAACCAGGCGGUUUGUUUUCAGGAGGUAACACAUUGUUUGGAAAUACGUCCACCACAUUCCAACCAAAUUCGUUUGGUCUUGGACAGAAUAAUCAGCAACAAACAUCCUUACUUUCCCAACCUGAGCCGCCGACGUCUAAUCUGGCCCAACUAACGAGUGAUCCGUUCGGAGAUCCGCUUCAUUUAAUAGGGCUCGAACCAAAAUUAAAAGCGACCCAAAACGCCAUCUCAGCAACGGAUCCGAAAGAAUUAAGGAGUUUAUUGGAUGUAUCUAAGAAGAUCGACUUGACCCACAACAAUAGGCUAAAGAUUACACCGCUGAAAAGUGCAAGGGAUAGCCUAUUUGAUAACCUAUCAAAAACGCCCAAUUCCGCCUCGGACUCUCCGCUGAAUAAUUAUCGAAGAACUAACGUACGACGUUUGAUACUACCGAAAUCCGCAAAUAACACCACUCCCGGAUCAAACACUCCGAAUAUCUUAGACGUUUUGCUCAACGAGGAUAAAGAAAACCGGAGCAAUUUGGAUAUAACCGCUAAUAGUAGCGGAGGAAAACCGCAACCCCAUAAACUCACGUUUGAUAGUACCGUAAAUGACAGUCUGAUCAACCACAGCCAUUCGGUGGAAACUCAGACUUUCAAUGUGGUGAACUCUACUAGUAAGGAGCAAGUGUCCGAACGCAGCUUAAGGGAAUCACCUCCUCCAGCUUUAGACGAUGACGCCAACAAUCUACACCAAGGAAGUGGAGAUGUAGAAAAAAAACACCCUGCAAACAUAAUUUGCACCAGGCCUGAAUAUUAUACGCUGCCAAGCCUAGAUGAAUUGGUACCUGAUGAGAAUGGAAAGUGUUUCGUUAAAGGAUUUACUGUUGGAAGAAGAGGUUAUGGCAACGUAUAUUUCAUAGAGGAAGUGGAUGUAUCCGGCUUGAACUUGGAUGAACUAGUACACUUCCGUUACAGGGAAAUUAACGUUUAUCCCGAUGAUACCAAAAAGCCCCCUGUGGGCCAAGGUCUAAACAGGAAAGCACAAGUAACUCUGGACAACGUUUAUCCGAGGCGCGUGGGAACUAACGUCCUAAUAAAAGACGUUUCUGAACUGAUCCAAAUGAAUUUUGCGGAGAAAUUACGAAAAGUCACUGAAAAGAAAAAUGCCAGGUUCGUUGAUUAUCGUCCGGAAACCGGCAGCUGGGUUUUUAAGGUCGAUCAUUUCUCCAAAUACGGAUUUAACGACAGCGACGAGGAGGCCGAUCAAAAUAAUGGCCUCGAUCCGGCCUUAAAAAAACCGAUCCAAAAACCAAACGGUAAACCUGGAAAUGCUGGAACAGUCAGAGUCCCAUCCGCCACCGAAUUAAUUACGAAGGAGAGCCUCGAGGAACGAAGUCAGGAUAUCGAAGUGAUUUCAAGAGAAACUAGGUACGGUGGUCAAGAGCCUUCAGCGGGCUCAUAUCGGCUUGAGAAGGACAUUUUUAUAGACGACGAAGAACAACAAGAAGAAAAUGAUUUAUUGCAGCAGAGUAUGUUUGUUGAUGAAGACUCGGAUGAUGGCUUUCAUCCGGCGCAUUCUGGAAUAGACAAAUCAUUGGAGACCCAGUUGCCUUAUGGUUUUGGCAAGAUCGAGCAGGCUAAAAAUAUACAGAUCAUGAAAUCUACAUUAUUCGCCGACGACGAUCGGAUGUCAGACGAUGCUCGCAGUCAAAUAUCGAUCGUAAAACAAUAUCUCGACCUUGCGGACGUUGAAGAGAUGCCAAAACUACCAACUUUGGAUGAAGAAGAGGAUACGAUUAAAAAACGUCUAUUAAUCCGACCUAAAGUUUGGAAAGUUCUUAAUAGCUGUCAAAUGCCAAAAGCUACGGCUAAAAUAUUACCCAACCGGUGUUGUGUUGAUUUGGGAAUGUUCAAAGGAAAAUCUUUUAAGGCUGGCUGGAGUAAAGGUUUUAAUUUUUAUUCUUUGGACGCCGAAGAUAAGGAAACUAAUAGCGAAUUGAUUUUGCACACCAUCGAUUCGAUGACCGAAUUUGAUCCAUUAAGGGACAUUUUAACGGACUGUCUAAAAGUGGUCCUGGAAGAAUCAACUCAUCAACUAGCCGCCAAUAAAAUACCCACUUUUAAGAUCAUAAAAUCUCGCUCUUUCUUGAGCAAACAAACAGCCCUCUUUGAAAAGUUGAACAGGCAAUACAACAGCACCAGGGCGAGUUAUUUACACAACAUUUGGACUUUAUGUACGGCAUUAUGGGGUCCAGGUGAAAACAGCAUUUCUGGAAGAAGACAUUUAUUGUCGGAAUGGUUGAAAACCACAUGCGACACUGAUCAGUUAAACUUAAAGGGGGGCAGAAAUUUGUCAGUUACUGAAGCGGCUGAAAUUGUUUUUAGUUAUUUGUCUGUAUUUAAGGUUUUUGAUGCUGCUGAAAUCGCCAUGGAUAACCGAUUACCGAACCUCUCGCUACUUAUCGCCCAACUAAGUUUGCCAAACUCCUCUAAAGGUUUUAUACAAGAACAGAUCGAUAUUUGGUAUAAAUCAUUAGCCGCCAAUCACAUGUCUGAACAAAUAAAAAAGUUGUAUUUAUUGUUGGCCGGAAUACCAACAAAAGAUGAUGUUAAUAUUUUCGAUGGAAUCGAUUGGAAGAGAGCUUUCGGAAUGCAUUUGUGGUAUAUUUCUCCAAACGGUGCCCCAAUAGAAACAGCGCUCGAUUCGUACAAGAAAGCUUACGACGAUUACUUGUAUGCAGAAAGGCCCAAUCCACCAUAUAUUAAAACAUUUACUGGUGAAGAACCCUUCGAUGUGAUGUACCAUAUACUUAUGUUGUACAAGUCUAACAUACACCGGCUAAGUAGCACGCUAAAUCCUGCUACACAUACUGAUGAUCCAUUGGACUAUCGACUUAGUUGGCUGCUUCUGCAAUUAUUCAUCUCUCUGGACAUUGGUCUCAUCGAACAAUCAGAAAUAACCAAAUUCUGCACCAGUUUUUCCACUCAACUAGAACACCUCGGACACUGGGAAUGGGCCAUUUUCGCAUUAUUACAAUUGGAAGACGACUCGUCUAAAAUGCACCUAAUUAUGGGCAUUUUAGAUCGUAAUUUACCGUCAGAUUUCGAAGAAAACUGUCAAGAAAUCGUUGAUUUACUUGUAAACGAAAUGAAAAUACCUCCGGAAUGGAUUCAUUUGGUCAAAGGCAACAAAACCCUCACCGAAGAGAAAUAUUUUGAGGCUUUUAAUCAUUUUGCCCUGGCAGAAGAGUAUGUUAGGGCAAACGAGAUUUUCUUGGACAAAAUUUUGCCCAAUUUGUUUAUUAAUGAACAGUUCGAUGUUAUAAGGAGCUUGGCAGAAAAACUGAAACCCGGCAGCAAAGAUAUUCUUCACUGGCACAACCAGACUGGGUUAAUUUUGGAAUAUUUAGACCUUUUAGAGCUAUCAAUAGCUGCAGAUAAUCUGUUAAAACUUCAAAUGAAGUUAUGCUCUUUAAGCGAGAGAAUCGUUAACUUUCCGGAUAAUAAUGAUCAACAGAAAGUGUGCGUCGCAGAGCUUUCUAAAAGAUGCUCGUCACUUUUUAAGGAAAUUUGCUAUAAAUCACAGUCUAACCUUUUUAAAGAUUCUUACAGACAAUUCGCGGACACUUUAAUCAUGCCUCCAGACUUUAAGCAAAAUGAGGGACUAUGUUUGUUACAUGAUGUUUAUAAUUUUAACAAUAGGCUGUAAUUAAAUGUAUGCCGUGUAAUUCAUUAUGGUUAUUUUCAAUUUUAAGAAUAAUUUUAAAGUGUGUUAAUUUCUUAUAUGUUACGAUUUGUAGUCGUUUAAGUUUCAUAAAUGAUGUGCUCUAUUGAGAAUUUAGUUUAGUGUGUCUUCCUGUUAAUUUUUAGCCAUCUUUAUAGUAAAGCUAUUUUUUAAAAUUAUAUAAGUAGUUUAUCCACUAUUUACAAAAGUUGUAAUAUAAAUAAAAAGAGAUUUUCGUAUAAAUAUCAAAGAAUCAGCUGUAAGACCGCCUGUGCAUGAUAAAAAAUAUAAUACAAUGAUUAGGGCAUAUGAAUUAUUUCUUUUCCUGUUUUAUUAUAUAUUUUUUUACUAAACUCACUAAGAGACCCUACUCACUAAAAUCCUAACCAACAGCGGAUACUGGAACAGGAGUAUAUUUUAUCCAAAUUUUAAAACUAUUCUAGCUUUUUACAAUAACUGAUAUAAAUACUUUGGUUAAUAUAGUGUUGUGAUGGAGA